This is a messenger RNA of Ectocarpus siliculosus, 1790 nucleotides long. Lineage: Eukaryota; Phaeophyceae; Ectocarpales; Ectocarpaceae. The record is from the annotation of a GenBank genome assembly.
AUGGCUGCGUCGACAACAACAGCUGAAACGGGCGGUAGGCCUGCUGCUGCUACUGGGCCAAGGAGCGUCAACUGGCCGCUGUGGUAUGUUCUUCCAAUCGCACCGUACCAGAGGAGGAAGACGCUGAUGAAGGAGAUCGUCCCUGGGAAGGUCUGGACCUUCGACCAGCUGCAGGGCAUUUUGUACGUGAUCGUGCCCGUCCGCAUGACGGUCAUCAAGCUCGACAAGUCGGAAGGGGGAGGGCUGUUCGUGUACGCCCCCGUGGCUCCCACGGGCGAGUGCAUGGCGAUGAUGCGCAAGCUGGAAGCCGAGCACGGGCCCGUGAGACACAUCGUGCUGGGCACGCUUGGCUUGGAGCACAAGGUGUUUGCCGGGCCGUUCGCCCAGAGGUUUUCUGAGGCGCGGGUCUGGUACACCCCCGGCCAAUACAGCUUCCCGAUCGGCUUACCCCUCUCUUGGUUGGGGUUCGGAGGCCGGCCGACGAAAGAGAUCCCCGCAUCGUCGGAGGAUGCCCCUUGGGGGGCCGACCUAGACCACCACGUGCUUGGCCCCUUCUUUUCCAAGGACGGGUCAGGGGGGUACGGAGAGACAGCCUUCUUUCACAAGGAUACCAAGACUCUCCUCGUGACGGAUAUGGUGGUCAAGGUAGAGGACCAAGUGCCGGAAAUCGUGUGCGAGGACCCACGUCCCCUCCUGUUCCACGCUAGAGAUAACGCCUUAGAGAGGGUCGAGGACACCCCGGAAGUCCGCCUCAAGGGCUGGCGGAGGAUAGUGCAGUUCGCCUUGACGUUUCAGCCAAGCAGCCUGGAGGUGGUGGAACUGAAGAAGGCGUUGUUUGACGACGCGCCGCAAUCCAAGAUGAAAGAGCUUGGGUGGGGAGGCCUUUUCCCAUUCGAGUGGAGUAGCUCCAGCGAUGACUUGAAGUCAUUCUCUGCCAUGAAGGGCGGCCUUCUGGUGGCGCCUAUCUUGCAAGUGCUCCUGCUGAACCGGGAUCCGGGGCCUGUCCUUGACUGGGCCGACAGAGUAGCCAAAUGGCCUUUCCAAAGGGUCAUCCCUUGUCAUCUGGCCAAUGACGUCUCGACAACCCCGAAGGAGUUCCGCAAGGCGUUCCGGUUUUUGGAGAAGGGGGGGAGCGGGGGCGGCGGCGGGUCGGCGGGGCUCCUGUCGCUGUUCGGCGGGGGCGCAGGCGGCGGGGGGAGCGGGGGGGCCCAGCCGUUGCCCGAAGACUUGCAGUUUUUGAGGGAUGCUGAGAAGACGCUGGUAAAGCUGGGCACUCUGUUUCCGGCGGAAGAGCCGAUCGACCGGUCCCGUCGAUGAUAUCGGUUACCAUCAUUAUCAUUCGUUGUUGAUGAUGGCAUCUCUCCGUUGUAUAACGAUGAUAUCGAUUGCCAUCAUUCUCUGUUGAUGAUGGCAGUCGGUUCUUCUGUUUGAUUCCGGCCUGCUUCUCAGCUGCCUCUCGACUACCUAGUUAGGCUGAUUGGUUGGUUGGGGAGGUUUUUUUUAUGUGGCUUGUUCCCGCUGUUGCAGCAUGGUUGCCACAUGUCUCAGUCCACUGCUCGUGCUGAUUGUCGGUCGAUCUUCCGUGUGUGUUGUGUGUGUGUGUGUCAUCACGCUUUUUAUGUUGGUUUACCCGUCUCGUUGACGCUGCUGGCGCGAUGUAUAGUAUUGUUGAAAGCAAGCCGACGAAUAUCGUCGGCGUUGCUAGUCCCAAGCUUUAUAUUUUUAUUUUAGUCGCGUGUUGCGCGUGUGCUGACACCACGAACGGGAAGGACCUUAAUUAGCCGACACAC